GUACAUCAACUUAUAAUGAUUCCAAAACUCUCGUUAAUAUAGAGACUUCAUAUAAUCAAGAAAACAACAUGGCUUCACCAAUAUUUGUCUCAAAUCCUAGCCCGACUUUUUCAUGGACUGCUAUAUUCAAAGGCUGUCAGUUUGCAUUCUUAGGUGCCUAUAGAUUACUUCAAAAUCAACUGUUUUUCGAGAAUCCCAAAUAUUUCAAAUUCACUUUUGUUGCAUUACAGCUUUCAAUUGUUGUUCAAAUUGUGUUGUCCUUGCCCUCCAUAGUUACAAAAUUUUCUUAUUGGAUACUUCGUUUCAUUGUGAACAAAGAGAUUGACAUUCAAAAAUUGAAUGAAUUGAUUUCGUUCUUCAUUUAUGAUGUAUUCCAGUUACAAGCCAUCAUACUUUUAGUGAUUUAUACAUUGUAUUAUGAUGUUUUUGAAGAGGUUUUCAUUAGUGGAUUGCAGUACAUUGAUCAAGUGACUAUAGCAAAUAAGAAAACAUCCAAAAAUGUUUAUUCAACAGGUUUAUUGAAAUGCAAACGAGUUAAUCUUCGAAAUAUCUCUUUACUAUCAAACUGGAUAGCUAAAUUGAACCGGUUUUCAACUCACCAAAUCAAUCAUUUAUCACAAUUGUUGCAAUCAUAUCUACAAUUGGUGAUGAUGAAUUUGUUCAUUUAUUCAUGCACACAUAUACCUAGGUUGAGCUCGGUAGUUGUUUCAUUUAUUGUUUCAAGAAGUUUCAAUACUAAAUUGGGUACUAGUGUUACGUUUCUUGUUUUUUCAAUGGGGUUGGUUACACCACCGUACGUUUUGUUGGAAUUUUAUUCAUUUUACUCGAUUACACAACUUAUGGUUAAAUAUUUAUUAAACAUUCCAUAUUUCCAAAAACUAAAUUUCACUGAUCUCCAAUCUGAUAACUGGCUUUAUUCAAGAGCUGGGCUUUCAUUUGGAUUCGGUUCUGUUUUCACCAUGUUGGCAUGGAAAUUCAACUACAUUGCAUUAUUAAUUUUGAUUUUACAACAAUUAAGCUUAGCAUAUUUCAUAUCUCAAGUUACGGACCCAGUACCUGAAUCAUUAACAGAGCCAUGGAUUUUAACCCAAAUUUAUUGGACCAGGAUUUAUAAUAAGUUGACUGUUUCAGGUGAUGGAUUCAAACCAAUUCCACUCUCAUAUAUUAUUUCCAAGCAUGAGUCCAGUACGCCUGAUACCAGUGCAUACGUUACCCCAAUAUCUUCAACCACAAGCUUAAAUAGAUUGAACUAAUAGAAUUAACUUGUUAACUGAUCUGUAGUUGUGAUAUAUUAUAAAAUGAAUUCGCGAAACUUACCCGCGAAUGCAGUACCGCGAAUUAAUUUUUAUAAUUAUUCCAUAAAAAUGAAGGUUUUAAACAGAUGACAACACUCUUGGGUGAACAUCAAAAUACUAAAACAAUAAUUAAAGAUGUCUGUAAGUUGUAUUGGGUUUUUCUAGCUUACUGUUUUUGAGAUCACUAACUUUUAAUGCAGCUCAAUGUUAUAAACCCUAAACCAUUUAUCAAAGAAUUAGUUGGUACAAAAGUCUUGAUAAAGCUAAAAUUUAACAACACAAGUUAUAAAGGAAUACUGAAUGCUAGUGAUAACUAUUUUAACAUAAGUUUAUCUGAUCCAG
This is a messenger RNA of Hansenula anomala, 1637 nucleotides long. RefSeq lists its product as uncharacterized. Lineage: Eukaryota; Fungi; Ascomycota; Saccharomycetes; Phaffomycetales; Wickerhamomycetaceae. The record is from RefSeq and is a predicted model, not a curated record. The transcript has a single exon. Bases 69 to 1253 code for a protein of 394 amino acids.